AAAAAAAAAAAACACCUCUCACUCCACUCCCUACGCGGUUUCAUUAUAAAUAAAAACAAACGCAGCAACAGAUGUAUGCAGUUUCCACCUUUCUGUUGAUUUUGUUAUCUUACAAGCUGGCCAAGUUUCCAAGGAAUUUAAGUACAUAUCAGACUGCAUUUCCAGAAAUAUCAUGGCACAGAACAAACAUUCCUCUCUAUAUAAAAUGCUUCAGAAAGCAGCAGUUUGGUGAAGCUACAAAACUAACCAAGUGACGUUUCGGAGGAUCUCUGACUUCUGCUGGUUUUCCCGUGUAAUUCCUCUCUGCUAACCCAUCUGCGCCAGUUAUUACAACUUAGUUACAGAAGAAAACACUGUAAGUAGUAAUCUCUUUUUGUCCUUUUGCAUGAAACAAAUGUGUUUUCUUUACACAUUCAUUUUUAGAAAUAAUUUCAAGUCAUACAAGUCAGGAGAAAUAUUUUCACCGAAUUGGGAAUCAAUUAAAUACAGAGAUUAUAAAAUGAGUUUAAUUUUUCAAUCUGUUUUCAGGUUUGACACACUGCCUAAUGAAGAAAAUCAUGUUUCUCAGAGGUACUCUGCUGGGAAUUCUCCUUUUCAGCAUCCUCUGGACAGAAACUGCUUUGGCUGGCUCUAGUUUUUUAAGCCCUGAAUUUAAAAAAAUACAGCAACAAAAUGAUCCAACAAAAACAACGGCAAAAAUACAUCGUCGAGGCACAGAAAGCUUUUGGGAUACCGAUAAAACAGGGGCAGGAGAUGACAACAACAGUAUUGAACUCAAGUUUAACGUUCCCUUUGAAAUUGGUGUCAAGGUAACAGAAGAGGAGUAUCAAGAAUAUGGACAAACAUUGGAGAAGAUGCUACAGGACAUUCUUGAAGAAAAUGCUAAAGAAACUCCAGUGAAAAACUGAGGCAAGCUGAAGGACAACCACAGCACUUGAUGAGCUGAUUUAAGUUUUACUUUAAAAUGAAAUUAUUACUGAUUUCACAGCUUUUAAGAAGAAGGAAGUACAUGAACCUGAGUAGUUUGCCCCGACAAAGAGACAUCAUACAGAUGAACUUUUAAGUAAAAAUACAAGAUCUACAACCGAAAAUAGUACAGGACAAUGUUAAUCACAGGCAGACGUGUAGCCUUAUUUUCUCUUUUCCUUAGUAACUACUGUGAUUAUUCUAAAGGACAUGCUUGAAAGCUAUAUGAAACUCUUCUAGAACUGAUGGAAACAACUUCUUACGCUUCUGUACACAUCUAUAAUAGAAAAUAAAGCUAAUGCUGAAACUGCAA
Cygnus olor (mute swan) is the source of this 1279-nucleotide messenger RNA. It is a transcript of the gene GHRL, whose product is annotated as ghrelin and obestatin prepropeptide. The record is from RefSeq and is a predicted model, not a curated record. Bases 546 to 908 code for a protein of 120 amino acids. Gene Ontology annotation, cellular component: extracellular region. Gene Ontology annotation, biological process: regulation of response to food; negative regulation of inflammatory response; positive regulation of growth hormone secretion. Lineage: Eukaryota; Metazoa; Chordata; Aves; Anseriformes; Anatidae. Gene Ontology annotation, molecular function: ghrelin receptor binding; growth hormone-releasing hormone activity. The transcript has 4 exons.